AUGACGAAGAAAGAGAGUGAACUGGGAGAAAACCUACCCACAAAACGCACAGCAAGGAAAAUUUUUGGAACACAGCAAAUCAGUGAAGACGAUGCUUCAAGCCUUGUUGGAGGCAUAGUCGAAAAGGGUUUUUCAGAUAAUCCUCAGUUCAGGCCAACAGGACCAUCAUACGCGCCUCGCCCAACCGUUCUUCCUUUUCCGGUGGCCCGCCACCGUUCUCACGGCCCACAUUGGUCUGCAAAGGUUGGGGGUUCUAAUGGUAUUGAUGAGGAAGAUCAGGAAGAUUUUACAGGGAUGAACAUGGCUGCCACUUUUGCUAAUCCAGUACAAAGGAAAGAGAAGAUAAAUUUGGAUUUUAGCUGGUUGCGAGAGACAAUGAACAAAAAUGGUGGUUCCGUCCCUUAUGAGAAGAAAAGGCAAGGGCAUAUAAUUGGGUCGAAAGAGUGGAAAGGGGGUAAAGAAGCAAAUAAAAAAAUUUCUGAUGGCUCAGGCAGGCGGAUCCUUACUCAGGAUGAUGCCCUGUUAAAUAGAACUGACUUUGAUGCAAAAGAGAAGGAUGUAACUAUGGAGGACGAGGUUUCCAUAAUCCCAGAAGAGGUCAAAGAGAAAAAGCAAGACAUAUUGGCAAUGGCCAUAGAUGACGGUCAAGGUAACUUUAAAUGUAGUACUGCUGAGAAUUUUGUCCAAACGAAGGAAAGGCCAAGGGGUGGGAUCAUUCAAGCUCGGGAAGGUUUUAAGGGGAAUAUGGAGCCUCAACUGCAGAAUAGGUCAAUUAAAGAUAUUGAAGUGGAUAUGGAGAUGCUGGUAGAUGAACAAGCGGCCACAAGUCUAGAAAGUCAAAUUGAUCUUGAAAAUCGUGCUCGAUUGGAGAAAAUGUCCGCCGAUGAGAUAGCAGAGGCGCAAAGUGAGAUAAUGACAAAGAUGAGUCCAAAAUUAAUAAAUGCAUUAAGGAAAAGGGGCCAAGACAGGUUGAAGAAACAGAAGAUUUCUGUCUCAGAUAUUGGUACUAAUGGCUCAUCAGGCACUGAGCAAAAAAGAAAAAAUCUGAUUAACGAACCUGCAAUGUCUGGUGCUAGUAGUAGCUCCCACGAGGUUCUGAAAUCCUCUUCUGAGGACUCACUGAUAGAUAAAGAUGAUAAGGUCGUUCCAAAUUUGAGCUCAAAAGGUAGCAGCUUGUGGGAUUCUUGGAGCAAAAGAGUUGAGCGUGUCAGAGAUCUAAGAUUUAACUUGGAUGGGGACGUUGUUAAGCCUGAUUUUACUCAGGUAUCAGAUGCUGGUAAUAUGCGAGCUCAUAGUGGAUAUAGUGCAGAUAACGUCUCUGAACGUGAUUUUCUUCGAACUGAAGGUGACCCUGGUGCUGCUGGUUAUACCAUCAAAGAAGCAGUGGCUCUAACUAGAAGUGUGGUUCCAGGGCAAAGAGCUCUUGCUUUACAUCUGAUUGCAUCUCUCCUUGAUAAGGCAAAUUGCAGUAUAUACCAACGGCAAGUUGGUUGUAAUAUGAAGUUUGCUGAGGCUGAUGGGUCUAUUGACUGGGAGGCUAUAUGGGCUUUUGCCCUUGGUCCAGAACCUGAGCUUGCUUUAUCGCUAAGAAUAUCUCUUGAUGAUAAUCAUAAUUCUGUUGUACUGGCUUGUGCCAAAGCCAUUCAGUCUGUGCUAAGCUGUGAUAUAAACGAAAACUUCUUCAAUAUCUCAGAGAAAAUACCAACUUAUUCACAGGAUCUUUUUACUGCACCUGUAUUUAGAAGUAAACCCGAUAUUUUUGCUGGUUUUCUUCGUGGUGGCUUUUGGAAGUAUAACACGAAGCCUUCUAAUAUUCUACAUCUUGACGAUGAUCCCAUAGAUGAUAAAUCUGAAGAUGAACACACCAUUAAGGAUGACAUUGUUGUUGCUGGGCAGGAUAUUGCUGCAGGCUUGGUUAGGAUGGGAAUUCUUCCAAGGAUAUGCUAUCUCUUAGAGACAAGCCCUUCGGCACCUUUGGAAGAAUGUUUAAUAUCCAUUCUCAUUGCAAUAGCAAGGCACUCCCCAACAUGUGCAGCGGCAAUUAUUAAUUGUGAUAGGCUUGUUCAGACAGUUGCCGACAGAUUUGCUGCGAAUGAACAGAUUGAAAUAUAUCCCUGCAAGAUAAAAUCUGUGAAGCUCUUGAAAGUGUUGGCUCGGGUUGAGAAAAAGAACUGCAUAAUGUUGAUCAAGAACGGGAUUUUUCACAAGGUGACAUGGCAUUUGUAUCGAUAUCCAUUCUCUCUCGACCAAUGGGUAAAAUCUGGAAGAGACGUUUGUAAACUUUCAUCAGCUUUGCUGGUUGAACAGUUACGUUUCUGGAAGGUUUGCGUUCAGUUCGGAUAUGGCAUUUCUCAAUUUCCUGAUUUGUUUCCUUCAUUAUCCAUUUGGCUGAAUGUACCUACGUUUCCCAAACUAAUUGAAAAUAAUGUCAUAAUUGAAUUUGCUGCCAUCACCAAAGAAGCCUACCUUCUUCUGGAUGCUUUAGCUAGCAGGCUUCCCAAUUUCUAUUUACAGAUGCAUCAAGGAAUGGAGGUUACAGCUGAAGAUACGGAGGUUUGGUCAUGGAGUCAAGUUGGUCCUAUAAUUGAUUUAGCCAUUGAGUGGACAAAAGUAAAUAGCAUUCCAUAUAUAUCCAGAUUCCUAGACUGGGAUGAAGAUGGUGGAUAUUGUAUUUUGCAGGAUUCAGAAGUAAAUUGUUUGUUAUGGAUUAUUUCUUCUGUUAUGCAUAUGUUAUCCAGUGUGCUCAAAGCUGCCACCCCAGAGGAUGCAACGAGUUUGUACAAUGGGCAUGUGCCAUGGCUGCCGGAGUUCGUACCUAAGAUCGGACUUGAAAUUAUUAGAAAUGGAUUUAUGAGCUUUUCAGGGCUAGUUGGUACGUCUGAUGAUAACAAUGCUGGAAGUGGCUCCUUCCUUGAGUAUCUGUCUCACCUGAGACUAAAAAGUGGUCGUGAAACAUCAAUAUCUUCUACAUGUUGCCUUCAUGGAUUGGUACAGGUAGUUGCUUCUGUGGACAAGUUGAUCCACCUUGCUAAACACGAGUUUCAUAAUGCACCAGCUGAAUAUCAAAAAAUUUCAAGGGAUGAAAAAAUUCUCGCAGAUGGGAUACUUCACUCCUCUGUGGUUGAAUUAGGCGUUUUGCUGUCUUCUUUUAUGAAGUUAAUUGCCAAUGGUUGGCAAUGUAUACGGUCCAUUGAAAUGUUUGGAAGAGGGGGGCCAUCUCCAGGGGUAGGCGUGGGCUGGGGUUCUCCUGGUGGAGGGUAUUGGUCUACAACAACUUUAUUGGCUCAACAAGAUGCGAGACUGGUUAUGUACUUGCUUGAAAAUACUCAGAAUGCCUUUACCAAAGAUCCAUCAACAGAUGAAGAGGUUCCUGUUCUGAAGUAUCUCGAUUUUGGUAUACGCCAGUUUCUUUCUCGUAGAGAAGGAUUCAAACCCUUUGGGUGGAAAUAUGAAGAAGAGGAGUACCUGCUGUUUGCCAAUGUUUUGGCUACACAUUUCAGAAACAGAUGGCUCAGUGUAAAGAAGAAAUUAAAAACUACUGGCAACCACAAUCAUGUUAAUUACAAAAGACACAAGAAAGGUAGUCUUCCUCUAGAAACUAUUCACGAGGAUACAGAUAGACCACUCAUGGUUGGUCAAGGGCCAACUUCCUUGAUAAUGGAGUGGGCUCAUCAGAGAUUGCAUCUUCCUAUACAUUGGUUUCUCAGUGCAGUAUCAACUAUUCAGUAUGAGAAAAACACCGAUAUUCCUGUAGACUUUCUUGAAGUUGCUAGAGGUGGACUUUUUUUCCUCCUAGGAAUUGAAGCAAUGUCUACUUUCGUUGCUGCGGAGUUCCAGUCUCCUGUUGGUAGUAUUCCGAUUGUCUGGAAAUUGCACGCUUUGUCUGUCACCUUACUUGGUGGAAUGGGUGUUCUUGAAGAAGAAAAGAGUAGGGAUGUUUUUGAAACUUUGCAAGAUGUCUAUGGGCAAGUCCUUGAAAAAUUCAAUAUGGAGUCGCUUUGCUUCCAGUCGGAGAUACAUGAGAGUUACUCUACAUUCGUAGAAACUCUUGUGGAGCAAUUUGCUGCUGUGUCUUAUGGUGACAUGGUAUUUGCUCGGCAAGUUGCAAUCUAUUUGCACAGACGUGUCGAAGCUCCUGUAAGGCUGGCUACAUGGAAUGCUUUAUCUAAUGCACGAGUUCUUGAACUUUUACCACCUCUGGAGAAGUGCAUUGCUAAGGGUGAUGGUUAUCUUGAACCUGUUGAGGAUGAUGAAAGAAUCUUGGAAGCUUAUGUGAAAUCAUGGGUUUCUGGUGCUCUUGACAGAGCAGCAACUCGAAGAUCAGCAACAUUCACAUUGGUUCUACACCAUCUUUCAUCUUUCCUUUUUGAGAAUGUUUGUGAUAGUACACGCACACUCCGCAAUAAGUUAGCAAGAUCUCUGCUGCGUGACUGUCCUCGUAAAGAGCAACGUCAGAACAUGUUGAUGGAAUUAAUACAGUACAAGAAGUCGGUCCCUCAUGCAGAGCCCAUAUCAAAUGUAGCUUCUUCUCUACAAAUCUGUGUAGGAAAGAGGUUCCAAUUAUUGAAAGAAGCUUGUGAAGGAAACUCCUUGCUUAUAACUGCAGUGGAGGAGCUGGAGUCCUCAACACACUUGCAUAUAGAGGGCAUGAGAUUAUCUUAG
Molecule: messenger RNA, 4662 nt
Organism: Fraxinus pennsylvanica
Lineage: Eukaryota; Viridiplantae; Streptophyta; Magnoliopsida; Lamiales; Oleaceae
Source: the annotation of a GenBank genome assembly